Molecule: messenger RNA, 2307 nt
Organism: Loxodonta africana (African savanna elephant)
Lineage: Eukaryota; Metazoa; Chordata; Mammalia; Proboscidea; Elephantidae
Gene: GEMIN2
Product: gem nuclear organelle associated protein 2
Exons: 10
Coding region: 1-810 (269 amino acids)
Biological process (GO): spliceosomal snRNP assembly; spliceosomal complex assembly
Cellular component (GO): SMN complex; nucleus; spliceosomal complex
Source: RefSeq, a predicted model, not a curated record
AUGGCGUGGGUACCAGCAGAGUCUGUAGUGGAAGAGCUAAUGCCCCGUCUCUUGCCGGUGGAGCCCUGCGACUUGACAGAAUGCUUUGAUCCCUCCGUACCCCCGAGGACGCCUCAGGAAUACCUGAGGCGCGUCCAGCUCGAAGCAGCCCAAUGUCCAGAUGUUGUGGUAGCUCAAAUUGACCCAAAGAAGUUGAAAAGGAAGCAAACCGUGAAUGUUUCUCUUUCAGGAUGCCAGCCUGCUCCUGAAGGGUAUUCCCCAACACUUCGAUGGCAACAGCAACAAGUAGCACAGUUUUCAGCUGUUCGACAGAGUGUUAACAAGCAUAGAAGUCACUGGAAGUCACAACAGUUGGAUAGUAACGUGACCAUGCCAAAAUCUGAGGAUGAAGAUGGCUGGAAAAAAUUUUGUCUGGGUGAAAGGUUAUGUUCUGAAGGGACUGUUGAACCAGCUACAAAUGAAAGUCCAGGAAUUGAUUAUGUACAGAUUGGCUUUCCUCCCUUGCUUAGUAUUGUUAGCCGAAUGAAUCAGGCAACAGUAACUAGUGUCUUGGAAUACCUGAGUAAUUGGUUUGGAGAAAGAGACUUUACUCCAGAACUGGGAAGAUGGCUUUAUGCUUUGUUGGCUUGUCUUGAAAAACCCUUAUUACCUGAGGCUCAUUCACUGAUUCGGCAGCUUGCAAGAAGGUGCUCAGAAGUGAGGCUCUUAGUGGACAACAAAGAUGAUGAGAGAGUUCCUGCUUUGAAUUUAUUAAUCUGCUUGGUUAGCAGGUAUUUUGACCAACGUGAUUUAGCAGACGAGCCAUCUUGAUGUAGCUGAUCUCUGAGAUAGAAGAUAUUUCUUGUAAAGGCAGCCUCAGUCUCCAGAAGUGCAAUGCCAAUUCAAGUGCAGAUUGCAUCACGUCUUCAACACUGUGUGAAGAGUCCUUAACCUCUGCAGCUCAAGUCGAUAUUCAGAAGAUGGUUUUUACUGUUUUGAAUGUGUGAAAUACCUAUGCAAAAUCUCACCCAGUUUGUGAUUACCAGUUUGAACAGUUACUGCAGUCACCUGCUUUUGAAACAAAUUGAGUGCCAUUUAUUGCUGAAGCAGCUUGUAUAGAAACUGUAUCGUGAAAUUUUACAGUAGGUCCUUGGUGCUUUCAUUAUUUAUUUACGUACGUAUAAAAUUUUAUUGAAAAUGUGUUUGGAUUACUUAAAAUUUUCUUGACUCUUGACAAAAGACAAUUAAUUGAUAACUGUCCUCAGUAUUAGAAUGAAAAUAAUCUAGUCUAAAUGGCAAAUGUGUUCAUAGUCUAAAAUCAACAAAAUUAGUUAAGCUUUUUUCCUUUAAAUGUAAUAUUUUUAUAUUUAAAUUCUUUAUUGCACAAACAAGAUUUUUCCUUAAAUCAUUUUAGAUAUUAGUACCAUUAUAGAUCAACUGUUUUGAUUUUUCUAGUUGUCGAAUCUUUUGUUCCUAUUUCUUACAAUUUAUUUUUGUAUCAAGUAAGAAUGUUUUCUGCUUUAAGUAACAGGAUUCCAAAUAGCAAUGAUUAUUCAAAUAAGGGUUUAUUUUUCUCAUAUAACAAGAAGCCUAGAGGAACUUGACACUUGCAUUGGUUCAGUGACUCAGUAAUACCAAAUUCUCUGAGAUUCUUUUUGCCUUUCCCUCAUAGUAACAAGAUGGCUGCUGCAGUUCAAGGCAUCAUGUCUAUAUUCAAGACAGGAAAAGGGAUAAAGGAGGCAGAGCCUUCCACAUCAGACCUUUUCUUCAUAAAAGCAAUACCUUUCCCCAAAAUCCACAGCAGGCUUUUAUGUUCAUCCAUUAGCCCCAGGUUUAUACCAUGAUCAACUCUAGCUCCAACAAACAUGGGGAAUGAAGUUGUAAGCCUUUCCAGCCUCUUGAGAGUGAGGUGAAAAAGAAAAGGGUUAUUGUGAAUAACCCAGGAUCGGACAACCAGUUGUUUUGCCACAAUCUGUUAUUGGAGCUGAUGUAAUUUUAUAUGUGAAACUUUUCUGUUGCUACACCUUCAUAAUGCUCAUUAUUAAAUGGUAGCCUACUAGUCCAAGUUGUUUUGUAUUGUACUUAAACAUUCCAUCAGUGUGGAAUAUCUAAUUUGUUUUCAGUAUUAAUCUAAUAUAGAAAAUCCUGCCAUGAAUAGCCUCAGGCACAAUCACUUUUUUCUUUUUCAGACUUUGGUCAGAAGUUCUCAAAAGUAGGAUUAAAAAUUAUAAGUCUGUCACUUGGAAUUGAGUUUAAAAACCUGACUAAACUGAAGUUGAAGUAAUCAGAUUUAUUAUGUUUCUCAUAUAAUAAAUGUGGUGUAAGUCA